Messenger RNA from Panthera uncia (snow leopard), 3057 nucleotides. It is a transcript of the gene TUBGCP6, whose product is annotated as tubulin gamma complex associated protein 6. Gene Ontology annotation, cellular component: equatorial microtubule organizing center; centrosome; spindle pole. Gene Ontology annotation, biological process: microtubule nucleation; meiotic cell cycle; cytoplasmic microtubule organization. Bases 147 to 2960 code for a protein of 937 amino acids. NCBI's taxonomy places the organism in Eukaryota, Metazoa, Chordata, Mammalia, Carnivora, Felidae. Gene Ontology annotation, molecular function: microtubule minus-end binding; gamma-tubulin binding. The transcript has 16 exons. The record is from RefSeq and is a predicted model, not a curated record.
CCCGCGGAGCGCAGGAGCCUGGGAGUGCAAGUUGUGAGCCUCUGGGUGUGGGUUUAGGGGGCCGCCUGGCGUUCAGCCCCGUCUGAGCCUCUCCCGCGGCUGGGAGGCUUUCCCGCCCCAGGGCCUGGAGCUGCGACCCCGGGGCCAUGGCCAGCGUCCCCCAGCUGUUCGACGACCUGUGCGAGGCCCUCCUGCCCGCGGCGAAGGCCCGUCUGGGCCAGCGCGGCGUGAGCCGCAAGAGGGCCAAGCAGGGCCUCAAGAGGGUGGCCUACAACGCUCUUUUCACAAAUCUGUUUCAAGAGGAGACUCACAAGUUGCAGGCCGACCUCUCGAAACUCCCGGUGAAGAACAAGGUCCUCCUGCUGUCCUUCGACCUGAGAGCAGGCGGUCUCGGCCCCGAGGCUGACCGUUUGGAGGAGCUUGUGGAGGAGCUCCAAGCAGCCCCCGGCUGUCCGCUGACGGAGGUGGCGUCUGUUUUGGACCUCCUGGUCCGGCUGGCGGGCAGCGGGCCCCCUCAGGUUCUGCGGCGCAAGCGGGACUACUUCUUUAACAACAAGCAUGUUGGGAGAAACGUGCCCUACAGCGGCUACGACUGCUACGACCUGAGUGUGUUUGAGAUGGACGUUCAGUCUUUGAUCUCCAGAGAGGAGUACUUAUGUCAGGACAUGGUCCGGAAAGCGCUUCAGGUGAUGGAGGCGGCACCAGGCACUGGCCUGCCCACCGUUGGGCUCUUCUCAUACGGUGACCCUUGCAGCGACAGGUUUGAGAGAGACACCCGGGUCUCGCUUUUCGGUGCCCUCGUGCACAGCCGCACAUACGACAUGGAUGUCCGGCUGGACCUGCCCCCGAUGCCUGACAGCGCAGACCUCUCUGGACUAGCCAUUAAGGUUCCUCAGAGUGUGGAUCAGUCGGAGGAUGAAGGGUUCCAGUCAGCAUCUAACUUGACUCCUGACUCCCAGUCUGAACCAGGCAUGACCCCGGACAUCGACCUGUGGGAUGCUGUGCUCACCUACGAGGCCAGCAAGCGGAGGUGCUGGGAACAAGUUGGAUGCCCCCCCGGCCACAAGGAGGAGCCCUACCUCACCGAGGCGGGAAGGGACACCUUCGACAGGUUCUGCAGGCUCCGCCAAGGGGAGCUACAGGUGCUGGGCGGGGGCCUCCUGCAGGCUCCGCAGCCCGUCCUGGUGAAGGAGUGCGAACUGGUGAAAGACGCACUGAAUGUCCUGAUCGGGGUCGUGUCUACCACAUUCUCCCUCUGCCAGCCAGCUCAGACCUUCAUGGUGAGGCGGGGUGUCCACGUGUCGGGAGCGUCCCCCGAGAGCAUCAGCAGCCUGCUGUCAGAGGUGGCCGAGUGUGGGACACACUACGCACGCCUGAGCCAGUUCUCCCUGCAGCCUCUACUGGACUCUUCAUGCAGCAAGGGCCUCGUGCUCCAGGCCUUCACCAGCGGCCUGAGGAGGUACCUACAGUAUUACCGGGCUUGCGUUCUCUCCACUCCACCCACCCUGAGCCUCCUCACCAUCGGCUUUCUCUUCAAGAAACUGGGCCGGCAGCUCAGGUACCUGGCCGAGCUCUGUGGUGUGGGCGGCGGGGGACCGAGGGCCGAGUUCCCGACCGGGGUGAGGCUGCUGUCCUACCUGUACCAGGAGGCCCUGGACAACUGCAGUAACGAACACUACCCGGUGCUGCUGUCCCUGCUGCAGACCAGCUGUGAGCCCUACACGAGGUUCAUUCACGACUGGGUCUACAGCGGGCUCUUCCGCGAUACUUACGGCGAGUUCAUGAUCCAGGUGAACCACGAGUACCUGGGCUUCAGAGAUAAGUUUUACUGGACCCACGGCUACGUGCUCAUUUCCAAAGAGGUGGAGGACUGUGUCCCCGUGUUCCUGAAGCACAUCGCACACGACGUGUAUGUCUGCGGGAAGACCAUCAACCUGCUGAAGCUCUGCUGCCCCCGGGUGAGCCCCGCCCUCCCGCCCGCCAGCGUCUCCUUGGUGAACAAGGCCGCCGUGGACUACUACUUCGUGGAGCUCGGCCUGGAGGCGCACUUUGAGGCCCUGCGGCACUUCCUGCUCAUGGAGGAUGGAGAGUUUGCCCAGUCCCUCAGCGACCUGCUGUUUGAGAAGCUGGGGGCGGGGCAGACGCCCGGGGAGCUCCUCAACCCGCUGGUGCUCAACUCGGUGCUGAGCAAGGCCCUGCAGUACAGCCUGCACGGGGACACCCCGUAUGCCGCCAACCUCUCCUUUGCCCUCAAGUUCCUGCCCGAGGCGUUUGCCCCCAACGCCCCGGACGUGCUGAACUGCCUGGAGCUCAGGUACAAGGUGGACUGGCCCCUCAACAUCGUGGUCACCGAGAGCUGCCUGAGCAGGUACAGCGGCAUCUUCUCCUUCUUGCUGCAGCUGAAGCUGAUGAUGUGGACGCUCAAGGACGUCUGCUUCCACCUCAAGCGUGCAGCCCUGGUGAGCCGCGCGGCCGGCUCCGUGCAGUUCCGCCAGCUGCAGCUCUUCAAGCACGAGAUGCAGCACUUCGUGAAGGUCACGCAGGGCUACAUCGCCAACCAGAUACUGCACGUCACCUGGUGUGAGUUCCGGGCCCGGCUGGCCGGGGUGGGCGACCUUGAGGAGAUCCAGCGUGCGCAUGCAGAGUACCUGCACAAGGCCGUCUUCAGGGGCCUGCUGACCGAGAAGGCUGCGCCUGUCAUGAAUGUCAUCCAUAGCAUCUUCAGCCUGGUCCUCAAGUUCCGCAGCCAGCUCAUCUCCCAGCCCUGGGUCCCGGCUGGCGGCCCACGGGGUGCCGAGCACCCCAACUUUGCCCUCAUGCAGCAGUCCUACAGCACCUUCAAGUACUACUCCCAUUUCCUCUUCAAAGUGGUGACCAAGCUGGUGAACCGCGGCUACCAGCCCCACCUGGAGGACUUCCUGCUGCGCAUCAACUUCAAUAGCUACUACCAGGAUGCCUGAGGCCACGACACAGCGGGGGCUUGCUGCCGUAGGAGUGCCCCUCGGCCUCCGGGACCUCGGCGGCCUCCCCCUCCCCGUGGUAGGGGGUCUCCAGGAG